Molecule: messenger RNA, 786 nt
Organism: Boleophthalmus pectinirostris (great blue-spotted mudskipper)
Lineage: Eukaryota; Metazoa; Chordata; Actinopteri; Gobiiformes; Gobiidae
Gene: mpg
Product: N-methylpurine DNA glycosylase
Exons: 2
Coding region: 126-497 (123 amino acids)
Biological process (GO): base-excision repair
Molecular function (GO): alkylbase DNA N-glycosylase activity; DNA binding
Source: RefSeq, a predicted model, not a curated record
UGGUCCGCAGGUGUGCAGAUGGAGUGGAGCUGCGGGCGAAGAUUGUGGAGACUGAAGCAUACCUUGGAGGAGAGGGAGCCGCUGUACUGCUGAGGUCCCUGGAGCCAGUGCAGGGUCAGUCUGUCAUGAGACAGUUGAGGAAGGCAAAGCGCAAAGAUGGAGCGAAACAACUGAAGGACAAAGAACUGUGCAACGGUCCCUCUAAGCUGUGCCAGGCGCUGGAUAUACCGCGCUGUUUUGACCGCCGGGACCUGGCUUCAGACCCAGAGGUUUGGCUGGAGAGAGACCCCAGUGCCGCUCCAGAAGAAAUCAGCAAUAUUGUGUCAGCACCACGAAUUGGUAUUGAAUCACAUGGGGAAUGGGCUAAGAAACCUCUACGAUAUUACAUAUUAGGCCACCCAUGUGUCAGUGUAAGAAAUAAAGAUGCAGAAAGAACUGUUGAAUCUGAAAUGGUAAAGAAGAAUUUAGAUUCUGUACAAUUGCCUUUAUUGGUAUAAUGUAUGCAUGUGUUUCAAUUACUGUAACUGCUGUUGCAAUGGUGCUAAUCUUUCAUAAUGGCACGUAUAGCACAUGAACACUGGGAUUAGACUGAACUUAACCUGGACUACCCAGAGCUAAACCAGGUCUAGAGCAGAGCUAGAAUCAAGACUACUUCAGGACUAAACUGGGCUCACACCAGGGUCAAAUGAGGAACACACCCUCUGAAACGCAUGGAUUGUUUAAAUUAUCCGUUACCAAAUUGUUUCAAACUGUACUUUUAAAGGAGUAAAACCUGAAAUGAAACUG